Messenger RNA from Galdieria sulphuraria, 2825 nucleotides. RefSeq names its product ATP-dependent Clp protease ATP-binding subunit ClpB. The transcript has a single exon. Gene Ontology annotation, molecular function: ATP hydrolysis activity; ATP binding. Bases 5 to 2773 code for a protein of 922 amino acids. The record is from RefSeq and is a predicted model, not a curated record. Gene Ontology annotation, biological process: cellular response to heat. NCBI's taxonomy places the organism in Eukaryota, Rhodophyta, Bangiophyceae, Galdieriales, Galdieriaceae. Gene Ontology annotation, cellular component: cytoplasm.
CAAUAUGAAUUUGGAUAAUUUGACUGAUAAAGCGCAAGAGGCUAUUCAAGCAUCACACGAGCUCGCGUUGGAGAAUGGACACUCACAGUUGACUCCACUCCACUUGGCCGCAGCUUUAUUUACAGAAGAUCAUGGUCUUGCCAGCUCUGUCGCUACUAAAGCAAAAGCUGACCCUGUAAACGUACGUAGAGAGUUGCAGAAAGCUGUUAUAAGGCUUCCUUCUCAAGAUCCCCCACCAACCACUGUACCACCCUCGCAGUCUUUCCUUAAAGUUAUAAGAGAUGCACAAUCUUUACGUAAGAAGCAGGGUGACACUCAUCUGGCAGUGGACCACUUGUUAAUAGCUCUUUGUGAUGAUAAGGACGUUAUUGCUUGUUUUUCCUCAGCAGAUCUGACAAAGCAUGCGCUGGAAGAAGCCGUCAAGAGCGUACGAGGUAAUCGAAAGGUUGACUCCAAAGCAGCUGACUCCACUUACGACGCUCUCAAUCAAUACGCCCAAGAUUUUGUAGCACUUGCCGAAGAGGGCAAGCUGGAUCCAGUGAUAGGUCGGGAUGACGAAAUAAGAAGGGUGAUACGAGUGUUGUGUAGACGUAGAAAGAACAACCCUGUUCUUAUUGGAGACCCUGGUGUAGGUAAAACUGCCAUUGUGGAAGGUCUUGCCCAACGUAUUGUAAGAGGAGAUGUUCCAGAGAACUUGAACUGCCGUUUAUAUGCAUUGGAUAUGGGAGCUUUGGUAGCUGGAGCAAAAUAUCGAGGUGAAUUUGAGGAAAGACUCAAGGCAGUUCUUCGAGAAGUGAAAGAGGGAGAAGGAAAGAUUAUUCUGUUUAUUGAUGAGUUACAUCUAGUUUUAGGUGCUGGAAAAUCAGAUGGCGCGAUGGAUGCAGCUAAUUUGUUAAAGCCGAUGUUGGCAAGGGGAGAAUUACGUUGUAUCGGAGCAACUACUUUGGAAGAAUAUCGAAAAUAUGUUGAAAAGGAUGCAGCAUUUGAGAGACGAUUUCAACAAGUGUUUGUGAGUGAGCCGAGUGUUCCGGACACUGUCAGUAUUCUUAGAGGUUUGAAGGAGCGAUAUGAAGUGCAUCAUGGAGUCCGCAUUUUAGACUCUGCUCUAGUUGCAGCUGCCAAACUUUCUGCUAGAUAUAUUACCAACCGUUUUUUACCAGACAAGGCUAUUGAUCUCGUAGAUGAAGCUUGUGCAAACGUGAGAAUGCAGUUAGAUUCCCAACCCGAGGUCAUUGAUACUCUAGAGCAUCGUAAACUUCAGUUAGAAAUUGAAAUUGCUGCUCUUGAGAAGGAAAAAGAUGAAGCCAGUCGUGCAAGAUUAGCGGCAGUAAAAGAAGAGUUGGAUAAUGUCAAUGAGAAGUUGAGGCCACUGAAAGCCCGAUUUGAGUCUGAAAGAGGGAAGAUGAAUGAACUGAAAGAUAUGAUGACCAAACUGGAUGCAUUAAAGAUCAAGCUUGCUGAUGCUGAACGUCGUCGAGAUACUGUUCAAGCAGCAGAUUUGAGAUAUUAUGCUAUUCCAGAAAUAGAGGAAAGGAUUCGCUCAUUAAAGAAUGAAAUAGAUAAGGAGAAGGAAACUGACGCUAUGGAAACCGAUGAAGAAAGUGGUAAAUUAUUAUCUGAUGUGGUUGGUUAUGAACAAAUAGCAGAUGUUGUUAGUAGAUGGACUGGCAUUCCUACGACAAAGCUGUCACAGAGUGAUGCAGAACGACUUUUAUCACUUUCUGCUUCUUUGCAUCAAAGAAUCAUUGGUCAAGAUGAGGCAGUGGAUGCUGUAGCAGCAGCAGUUCUUAGGUCGAGAGCUGGAGUUUCUCGUCCUACCCAACCAUUAGGUUCCUUUUUGUUUUUAGGUCCAACUGGUGUUGGUAAGACAGAGUUGGCAAAAGCAUUGGCAGCAGAAUUAUUUGAUGAUGAGAAACAUGUUGUACGUAUUGAUUGUUCAGAAUAUAUGGAACAACAUUCAGUUUCUCGUCUCAUUGGUGCACCUCCUGGUUAUGUGGGCUAUGAAGAAGGUGGUCAAUUAACUGAAGCAGUGUUGAGACGACCUUACAAUGUCGUUUUAUUUGAUGAAGUGGAAAAGGCUCAUCGUAAUGUAAUGAACGUAUUGCUUCAAGUGUUGGACGAUGGGCGUCUGACAGACAAUCAAGGAAGAACCAUAGAUUUCACCAAUACAGUUAUUAUAUUGACAAGUAACUUGGGAGCUCAAUUUUUGAUGAAUAUUGGUUCCAAGGGACCGGCAGAACUUUCAGAAGGGUCAGAUCACGAGGGAACUCCCGUUGUUUCUAUUCCUAAAGAAGCAACUAUUGACAAUCGAACAAGAGAAGCCGUAAUGAGGGAAGUGAAACUGCAUUUUCGUCCAGAGUUUCUCAAUCGUCUGGAUGAUAUUGUUAUCUUUAAGCCUCUUGCUCUAGACGAGUUGAGGCAAAUUGUUCGAUUGCAGUUAGAUCAAGUUGCAAAGAGAUUGGAGGAGAGGGAUAUCACAGUAUCUAUGGAUAAUCGUGCUGCCGACUACAUUUUACGAGAAGCUUACGACCCAAGUUUUGGUGCACGACCUAUUCGUAGAUAUCUUGAGAAGCAUGUUGCAACAGAGCUUAGUAUACGGUUGAUCAAGGGACUGUUGACUAAUCACUCACAUGUACAAGUAACACGUGCGACUGAAGGUAGUGGCCUGGCUUUUCAGGUGACUCCCAAGAAGAGAAGUGCCACGGACAUGGGAAAUGGUUCAGUGUAUAAUAAGCAAGGUAUUGUAGAAGAACCCGAUGAAGAAGAUAUGUAAUUAUAUUUGUGAAUAAAAAAAUUGGUAAAUAUUUGAUAUAAGAUGUUCAACA